Manduca sexta (tobacco hornworm) is the source of this 998-nucleotide messenger RNA. Its product is annotated as trypsin, alkaline C-like. The coding region runs from base 97 to 873 and encodes 258 amino acids. The record is from RefSeq and is a predicted model, not a curated record. NCBI's taxonomy places the organism in Eukaryota, Metazoa, Arthropoda, Insecta, Lepidoptera, Sphingidae. The transcript is spliced from 4 exons. Gene Ontology annotation, biological process: proteolysis. Gene Ontology annotation, molecular function: serine-type endopeptidase activity.
UGAAUAAAUCUACUUGUUUUAUAUACUGACGGUGACCGUUUUCCAUAUAAAUACUACAGGGAUAGAUGUAAUAGCAACAGUUGCCAAACACCAACCAUGCGUCUCUUCCUCGCUUUACUGGCUCUGGGCAUCGCAGCCGUAACGGCUGUCCCAGCAAACCCUCAGAGGAUCGUGGGUGGUUCUAUUACAACUAUUGAGCAGUAUCCCAACAUUGUUGCUCUGCUGUUCUCCUGGAAUGGAAUCAGUUUCUUCCAAGAGUGCGGUGGUACUAUUCUCAAUAGCCGACAUGUCCUCACUGCCGCUCACUGCCCUUACUACGAGACAGUCAAUACGUGUCGUGUUCGAUCUGGUUCAACUUUUGCAAACAGCGGCGGUGUGGUUCACAACCUAAACAGCUUCUUGAUCCACCCUAAUUACAACUCAAGAACCCGAGAUUACGAUAUCGCCAUUAUGCGCACCGCCACCACAAUUGCCUUCAACAACGCUGCACAACCCGCCAAAAUUGCUGGCCCUAACUACAUCGUCGGUGACAACCAAGUUGUCUGGGCCGCCGGAUGGGGUGCCAUUUGGUACGAAGGCCCUGGAUCAGAACAGCUGCGCCACGUCCAGGUCUGGACUGUGAACCAGGCCACGUGUAGGUCUCGCUUCGCCGCUAUUGACCGCAUCAUCACCGACAACAUGUUGUGCUCCGGUUGGCUCGACGUCGGUGGUCGCGAUCAGUGCUAUGGUGAUUCCGGCAGUCCUCUCUUCCACAACGGUGUCGUUGUUGGAGUGUGCUCCUGGGGUCACGAAUGCGCUUUGCCUCGCUUCCCUGGUGUCAACGUCCGUGUCUCACGAUUUGCUAACUGGAUCAGCAGCAACGCUCUAAUGUAAUGAUCGAAGUACAAUUAUUAACAAAAAAAAAUCGUCUACUAAAAAAAAUAUGUUAAUUUUAGUGGAAAGUUGUUUGAGAUAUACAGUGUGUUCCAUUGUGAACUACGAACACUCAUACUUCAAUC